GCCGCAUUCACGACAGUCUCCAUCAACCACGCCCUUCGGUUCAUCCACGUGCAUCCACGCAUCCACGCAUCCAAGCAUCCAAACCCCCGAUCAUCCAACUACACCAGCAGCAGGGUCAGUUCUUUGGUACUCGCUUCUCGCGGGGGACCGGUCGCCACCUCUCCAACGAUAGAGCUGCAUCGCACAGAAAAACCGCAGUGCUCCCCGCGGCCGUCGCCUGUAAUCCGUCGCCCACCUCCAAGCUACAGGUCGCCUGCCCCGGCGCCUGGGGGGUGGGAGGGUACUCCUUGCCCCAAGAGGUUGAGUGAGCGCGCGCUCUGUCACCGCUCCUCCCUUGACACGGGUGGGAUCAAAGUAGCCCGUCGGCGGCCACUCGCACGCCCGGGCAUCGUUGUUGCGGGACGCGGGUUCUGGACUCUCUGCUCUCUCUUCUGCCGGCAUACAGGCCCCCGAGUCAAGGCUGCUCUUGCACACUUCAAAGCCUGGCAGGGUGGGGUUCUCCUGGGCGUCUUUUGCUCAGGAGGGAAACACUUUCGACGACGCUCUGUUUGGUGUCAUUGACGGACGAGGCCGUGGCCUUGGUCUUGGCCCGUCGUGCUUGAACAAAUCUGAAUGCUAACCCUUUUCUCGAUUUUAUAGAACUACUGUUUCCGAGCCUGCCAUGGUCGGCGGAACGCCGCCAUGUCCUCCCUCGACGAGUUUCAACAUUGACAGGGCACCAGCAGUUGUACAUUACAUGGGGCGCGACUCGGAGUUCCGGUAUCUAUAUCACGGCGAUGCAGAUCCAUCGCGCCAGGUCACCUUCGAGAUGCGCUUCGACGCCGCCGACAUGUCAGCCUUCUUCAAGAUCCGCGUGCCGGUCGGGCUGAAGGGCGCGGGCCCCGACAGCGCCAAGACACCCCUCUUCCUGCACAUACACCCCGACAGCAUCGCAGUCCUCAAGUACAACGCAGUCUCCAGGGUGGUACCAGACGUCGUCAAGGACAGCCUGGGGCCGGGCCCGGGGCCGAGCAGCCUGGACUUUUGGCUGGUCCGACCUGCCGACAUGGUUGUGCCCUCAGCCUCACGACUGGCGCCCCAGAACAAGGCCCACGGCGAGAAGCUGGACUCCCUGAAACUCCUCGCGCAGGAUAUAGCCCUCACUGUGUAUUGGAUGCCCGCAACGCCGCUGUCCGACUCCCAGAUGCGACCAGUCUGUGACGCUAUUUGGGACCGGAGACUCAAGUCUAUCAGCGCGGCGGCCGAUCUGCAGGGGCUGUACGGCGGGGCGGGCGGCAGGGUGCUGGAGCGCAGUGAGCUGUGCCUCCCUGUGCCAAAGUCGAGUCCCCCGUCAUACAGCGAGCUUGAGCCCGGCCCGCCAGGCGCUCCUGUCAACCCAUCUCAAAAGUCCGCCGGCGCGCCCAGGAAACGGCGCCGAGGUACACCCUCCGGCGCCGCUGGCAAGCCCGACCCCGCCGCGGACGCCACGGCAGCAACCUGCAGGAAGCUGCUCGACGAGAUGAUGGCGCAGUACCGGCGGGAGGAGCGGGCGCACCUUGACAGCAGGCUGGCGGAGCUGCGGGCGUCGGUGGGCGAGGACCUGCGGGCGCUGCGGGCCGAGGUGCUGGCCCACGUGGACCAGCGGCUGGCGGACCUCGAGGGCGUGAUCCCCAGCGCCGAGGACGUCGACGAGCAGGUGGCGCAGCACGCGGCCGGGCUGGUCGAGGACCUGGUCGAGGUCAAGAUCGACGACCACGUCGCGGGCAUACGGGCCGAGCUCGAGGAGUUUGUCGACGGGGAGAUUGCUUCUGCUGAGGAGCGGGUGCUGCGGCGGGUGAGGGAUGCUAGUUGGAGUGUUUGUAUAGAUGAAUGAUUAUUAAUUAAUGUUUGCUAUGUGCAUGUGCGUGUGGUUUUGGCUUGCUUGUCUUGUGAUGUGGGUGGUCGUGUCGGGUGAGAUGAGAUGGGGAUUGGUAACUGUGAGAACGGCGGUUACAUCUGUAGAAAGGUCCGUGGGAUCUCUUCACUUGGGAGCUUGUCCCAGAGGAGCACUUGUAUGUACUAAGAAAAGUCUGAAUUAGGGAGGUAAGACUAUCUCGGUACCUGGGUAGGCAAUGGCGCCAUCCGUCAAAUGCCAAUUAUUCCCUCAAA
This is a messenger RNA of Diaporthe batatas, 2127 nucleotides long. RefSeq lists its product as uncharacterized. The transcript is spliced from 2 exons. Bases 662 to 1852 code for a protein of 396 amino acids. Lineage: Eukaryota; Fungi; Ascomycota; Sordariomycetes; Diaporthales; Diaporthaceae. The record is from RefSeq and is a predicted model, not a curated record.